Molecule: messenger RNA, 2874 nt
Organism: Penaeus monodon (black tiger shrimp)
Lineage: Eukaryota; Metazoa; Arthropoda; Malacostraca; Decapoda; Penaeidae
Product: nucleolar protein 14-like
Exons: 16
Coding region: 119-2686 (855 amino acids)
Biological process (GO): maturation of SSU-rRNA
Cellular component (GO): small-subunit processome; Noc4p-Nop14p complex; nucleolus
Source: RefSeq, a predicted model, not a curated record
CUUCAAUUAUUUUCCCCGUAGUUUCCUUCAGUGUAAACAAACAAGUCGUGUCCGCACAUGUUCCUUCCGUGAGCAUUUUAUAGGUAGAAAAGCAAUUUUAUUAUUUUUAUGAAUCACCAUGGGGAAAAAAGGUAAAUCUAAGUCUAGCUUUGGAGGACAGAAAAAAGUGAAGAGACUGAACCCUUUUGAAGUUCACACAAAUCGUGUAAAGCACGAUGUACUGGGACGCAAGAGUAAAUUUGAACGCGGAUUACCAGGAGUUGCAAGAGCAAAAGCAAUAAAGAAGAGAGACAAAACACUACUCCAGGAAUACAAAUCACGGAAUAAGAGCAAUGUCUUUGUUGAUAGACGCAUCGGAGAAAAUGAUUCUACAAUGGAUCCUGAGAAGAAAAUUGCCUUGAGAAUUGCAGCAGAGAAGAAAAGACAGUUUGGAAAAAAAUCAUUGUUUAAUUUGAAUGAAGAUGAAGAGCUGACUCAUGGUGGCCUGGCACUAAAUGACUCCAACUUGAAUGACAAGCUCGGCCUCAGUGAUGAUGAAGAUGAAGGAAAACUUGAUGCUCAAUUUGUCAAAGAACAGCAUUUUGGUGGUUUCUUGACAAGACGAGAAUAUGAGGAAGGUGAUACUGACAAACACAAGACCAAGAAAGAAUGGAUUGAUGAAAUCAUAGCAGAGUCAAAAAGAAAAAAGGCUGAGUUCAAAAAGGAAAAAGAGGAGCAGCAUGAAGCUGUCAGUAACCUUGAUUCCAAAUUACAAAAUUUCAUGAUGAUUAUGGCUGGUUAUACAAUGACUGAUGAGGACAAACAAGCAGCUAAAACAAAAAGUGCCUUUAGAGACUAUGAUAUGCUCGUUAAAGAGCUUGGAUUUGACCGUACUGGAAAAGCAAAACCUGUUGAUAAGUUGAAGACACCAGAGGAAAUAGCCAAGGAAGAGAGAGAGAAACUUGAAAAACUGGAAGCAGAUCGUGUCAGGCGGAUGAAGGGAGAAGAAGUAAAAGAUGUGAAAAAAAUGAGGAGUGCAGAUGACCUAGAUGAUCAGUACAUAUUGCAGAAAGAUAUCCAGGUACCUUUGAGUUAUAAAGAUGGCAAAAUGUUGAGAGCAGAUAAUGAAGACCAAACAGAUGAUGAAAGUGAUGGUGAAAAGGAUGAUGAUGCUGAAGAUGAAAAUGAGGAAGUAGACGAAGAUGGGGAAGAAGAGGAAGGAGAAGGAGGAGAAGAAGAGGAAGCAGAAGAAGAAGAAGAGGAUGAGGAUGAGGAUGAGGAUGAAAGUGAUAAGUACUCAGAUAUUUUAGAAGAAAGUGAGAGUGAAGAGGAGGAAGAAGAGAUAAAAGAAAAGCCUGGUACACUUGAUGUGAUUAAAAAGAAGGAAAUGAUGGAAGCAGCCAAAAAGGAGCUGCCAUAUACAUUUGAAGUGCCACAAGACUAUGAGGCAUUUUGGGCAUUGUUAGAAAAUCACUCGCCAGGAGAAGUGAACACUAUCUUAGAGCGAAUGGUUGCAUGUAAUCAUCCCAAACUUGGAGGGAAGAAUAAGGAAAAGUGUGAUUACUUAUGUGCAUAUCUUCUGCAGACCUUGAAUGUUUUAGCUGAUUAUGAUGGUUCUUCUCCCAUGAACUCUGUGUCACCCCUUUUGUAUGUGGAUUGCAUCACUCAACACAUUUAUGGUCUUACCCAGUUAACCCCAGUAAAUACAGCAAAUGCAUUAAAACAGGUGCUGUUGGAAAAAUAUGGAGACUGUUCAAAAUAUAAAUUCAAAAGAUAUCCUAUGGGUGAUACAUUUGUGUUCCUGAAAAUAGCUGGGAUGCUUUUCCCAUCAUCUGAUUUUAUUCAUCCUGUCAUGACACCUGUCAUGGCUUUCUUAUGCAACUUGCUUGGGCAAGGCAAAAUCACAAAUCGAAGAGAAGUUAAUGCUGCUUUAUUCACAGCAUAUCUUGCAUAUGAGUACAUCAGCCGGUCUAAAAGAUUUAUGCCUGAGUUGACAAAUGUUCUCAAUGGUUUGCUGUUUAUGUCAGUAGCCAUGAAGAACAAAACUAAAUUGCCCAUCACACCACCUUUCAAGUGCGUAGGGCCAACUGCAUCUCUUCUUGUACCAGAGGCGCCUGUUACAAAAUUUGAAAGUAUUAAACUUACAUUUGCAAGUAUUAAUAAAAAAGAUGAGGAAAUGACUGAUGACUUCAAAAUGAACGUGCUCCAGAAAACUGUUGAGCUCUUACAAGAAGUGUGUAAAUGCUGGUCGGGCCUUGCAUCUGUUCGAGCUAUUAUGAGACCAACCACAGUAUUGCUGGAUUGCUUGGUCCUAGAGAAUCUCCCUAAAAGUGUACAAGAGGCUGUUGAAGCUCUGCACCAAGCUAUUAGAUCAUUGCCAGCCCAAGGCAAACCCCUUGUCAAGGAAGAAGCAAAGCCCAAAUCAAUACCAAUGUUUGAGCCAGCCUUUGAGAAGAUUGUUGAAGGAGCCAAAAAACGACAUGGUUCCAAGGAAAAGCUGGAGCAUCAGAAAUUGCUUCAUAAUCUGAAGCGAGAAAGAAAGGCUGUAAAGAGAGAAAUUGAGAAAGAUACUGCAUACUUAGCUAGACAGAAAUUGCAGGAACAGCUUGAAAGUGACGCUGAACGGAAACGAAAGGUUGGACAGAUCAUGGGAGGUCUGCAAAUACAAGAGAGCGAACACAAAAAAAUGAAGUUGAAGAAGAAAUAAUUAAGUUUCUUAUAAGACUUCUUAGCCUUCUCUUCUUCAGAUUUUCACAAACAAAAGUGGAAGAAUAAUGCAAUACAGUCUACUGUAUAUAUUAAGAAUUGACAGGAACUUUUCCUAUGGAAUAUAUUAUAUAUACACACACACACCAUAUUGUAUUUUGUAGAAUGAAUAAACUCUUUUCUGGUUUA